This is a messenger RNA of Phacochoerus africanus (Common warthog), 3567 nucleotides long. It is a transcript of the gene YARS2, whose product is annotated as tyrosyl-tRNA synthetase 2. Gene Ontology annotation, biological process: tyrosyl-tRNA aminoacylation. NCBI's taxonomy places the organism in Eukaryota, Metazoa, Chordata, Mammalia, Artiodactyla, Suidae. Gene Ontology annotation, cellular component: mitochondrion; cytosol. The coding region runs from base 38 to 1474 and encodes 478 amino acids. The record is from RefSeq and is a predicted model, not a curated record. The transcript is spliced from 5 exons. Gene Ontology annotation, molecular function: ATP binding; tyrosine-tRNA ligase activity; RNA binding.
UCUAAGGUCCCAGCAUCCCCUUCGCGCCUCCGCCAAGAUGGCAGCGCCCAUGUUGCGGCGCGUUUCCCGCGGCCGGUGGCUUGGUACCCCAGGCCGGUCAGGAGUCUUGCCACUAGGGCUCCGUAAGGCCCACUCGGGCGCUCAGGGGUUGCUGGCGGUGCAGAAGGCUCGGGGUCUAUUCAAGGAAUUCUUCCCUGAAAGGGGUACAAAGACAGAGCUCCCAGAGCUCUUCGACCGUGGCUUGGCGGGCACCGUUCCUCAGACCAUCUAUUGCGGUUUCGACCCCACAGCUGACUCGCUUCAUGUGGGGCAUCUGCUGGCGCUUUUGGGCCUGUUUCAUUUCCAGCGAGCCGGCCACAAUGUGAUUGCGCUGGUGGGAGGUGCCACGGCGCGCCUGGGAGACCCCAGCGGCCGCACCAAGGAGCGGGAGGCGCUGGACGCCGAGCGCGUGCAAAGCAACGCGCUCGCCUUGCGCCAGGGACUACAAGCCCUGGCGGCUAAUCACCAGCAGCUUUUCACUAACGGGCGAAGCUGGGGCAGCUUCACGGUGCUGGAUAACUCGGCCUGGUACCAGAAGCAGCACCUAGUGGACUUCCUGGCGACCGUGGGCGGCCACUUUCGCAUGGGCACGCUGCUUAGCCGGCUGAGCGUGCAAAGCCGGCUCAAGAGCCCCGAAGGCAUGAGUUUGGCCGAGUUUUUAUACCAGGUGCUCCAAGCCUACGAUUUCUACUAUCUGUUCCAGCAUUAUGGAUGCCGGGUCCAGCUGGGUGGAGCUGAUCAGCUGGGCAAUAUCAUGUCCGGUUACGAGUUCAUCCACAAGGUGACUGGAGAAGAUGUAUUUGGCAUCUCUGUUCCUCUGAUUACAAGUACAACUGGAGCAAAACUGGGAAAGUCUGCUGGCAAUGCUGUUUGGCUAAACAGAGAGAAGACAUCUCCGUUUGAAUUGUAUCAAUUUUUUGUCAGACUGCAAGAUAAUUUGGUAGAAAGGUACCUGAAGCUCUUCACUUUUCUACCCCUUCCAGAGAUUGACCACAUAAUGCAACUGCAUGUCAAAGAGCCAGAAAAGCGGGGUCCCCAGAAACGACUUGCUGCAGAAGUAACAAAGCUUGUUCAUGGACGAGAAGGGCUAGACUCUGCUAAAAGGUGUACACAAGCCCUUUAUCAUAGCAGCAUAGACGCACUGGAGGUCAUGUCUGAUCAAGAGUUAAAAGAGUUGUUUAAAGAAGCUUCGUUUUCUGAAUUAGUACUUGAUCCUGGAACAAGCGUCCUAGAUACGUGCCGCAAAGCAAAUGCCAUUCCAGAUGGCCCCCGAGGGUAUCGGAUGAUAACAGAAGGUGGAGUCAGUAUUAAUCACAGACAAGUAACAAAUCCUGAGAGUGUUUUAGUUGUUGGACAACAUAUUCUUAAGAAUGGACUUUCAUUACUUAAAAUAGGAAAAAGGAAUUUCUACAUUAUAAAAUGGCUUCAGCUAUGAUGAAAAAUCCUUCUGGUGGUUCAAACUUAUCCAUCAUUCAUUCUCAAGACCUACAUAUCUAUACCUUCACUUAUGCAAAUCAAAAGCAGAGAAUGGAGUAUACUCUGGGCCUCUCACAGUGUGAGUAAUUUCAUUAUUUAUAUAGGUUAUGUUUGUGUAACAAUGGGGUAUUUUAUUUCCUCAUCUUUAAACUUCAACAACUACCACAGAAAAACAUGAUUUACGGGGUUAAUCUCUUUUAAUAAUUAUACUUCAUGAAAAACUAAAUGCUGUCUGUCCUAUCCUACCCUUCUUGCUCUCUUGGAAAUGUGGAGGAACAGUGCUCGCUUCGGCAGCACAUAUACUAAAAUUGGAACGAUACAGGGAAAUGUGGAGGAACAGUGAAAAAGACGUAGUAUAAGGAAUUGUGGAUACUUUACAAUCAGGUGUAUAUCUCACUGGAUUUUGUUGUUGUUGAGGAAGCAACUACAGUUCUCCAUAAAAGAGAAAAGUUAGAGGAAGCUACAGUUGGCAUUUAAAAAUUACAGUAGAAAUAAUUUCAAAGCGAAGAAUCAAUACUUUUCAUUGUUUCUAAUUUAAUUUUCCAGUCCCUUGCCUGUUUCCACAUAAUUUAGUUUACCCAUAGCCUUGUUUUUUGUACUCAGUGAAAAAGGUAGCAAUGUCCUAUAAAUUUAUCAACUUUUAUAUUAAAUUUCAACUUCUGUCCAGCAGAUUGCAACUUGAGAUGAACCAAAAAGUUAAGUAACCAACAAGAUAAAAUAGAGAUGAAUACACUAAAUAUCCAGUCAUAUGGGAGUAUCAACAGGUUUUCUUGUAAAGGAAGUUUUUAGGUCAAAUUUCAGGUCAAAAUUUAUAAUGUGAUUAUAUUCUAAACGCAUUUUAGAAGAUUUGGAAUCAAGACUUGGUUAAAUUAAUCUCUGUAUUAGGCAGAGAACUCCAGAUUCUCCAGAACUUAUUUCUAACAUCUAAAAAAUCAAGGUAAUAGCACCCCUAUUUCCCAUGACAAUCAAGUGAAAAACAAACAUAUACACAGUCAGAUUUGUUCUAGAAAAUCUUAUCGGCAGCAAAGCACAGCUUUAGAGUUCAAACUCUAGCUUUUUGCUACCUGGGUUACUUAGAGCAAUUCAUUAUCUUCAUGCAAAAUGGAGAUAUAAUAAUGCCUCAGUCAGUUACUAAAAUCUAAAAGGAAAAAGGUCAUAAAACUUUCAUACAGCAUAAGCUGUCUUGCUAUGUUUCAAAGUAGAUUUAUUUGUUGAAAAUAUAUGGUUUAUCUAAACCUUCUUCUGGGAAUAAAGUCAGGAAAAAUUAAUUUACUGACAAACUCUAAUGUCACUUCAUACCAGCAAUUUUAUUUACAUAGUAAGAACAUACAAGUAUCCAUUAUAAAUGUCAGAGAUCAUUUCUACAUUUCAGAACUUCACUCAGUUUGAGGGACAACAAAAGGAGAUUUUCUCUUUUCAUACCUAUUUUGCCUUUGUUUUUCUUAUACAUGGUGUGUAGUACUAGCAAGUGCAUUACCAUAGCAGGUAAUGUUUUCAGUCUGAAAUUUGCUGGAGAAAGGUGCAUUAUAAGUCCCCCGCCCCUUACAAAUUAAAAAAGCUAGAAUAGAAUGGUAGUCAUCUGGUCUGAAAUAAAUAAAUCAUGGAUGGCUAUAAUUUCAGAACUGAUGUUUAAUGAUGGUAGAGUAAUUUUAAAGUGUUCUGACAAACUUUUGGAAGCAUGUAUUCUAUGAAGAUGGUUCUGCCAACAGAUUCAAAGUAGUACCAUAUCAAUAUUAGUCUGACUCUGGUUCGAGAUCAGUUGCUGAGCCUGUUGCUUAGUAAAUGGGUGCCAUUAAUUAAAGGUAACAGACAUAUUCAUAUUGUUCCUGCCAGUAGUCCUGCAUAAAUGUCACAACUUAAAAAUACAUUUUAAUAUCUGCAAUAUAUAAUUUAUCUUAAAAUUUAUAAUGUAAUUCAUGUAAGAAUCACCUGGGGAAUUUUAGUAAAAUGUGUUUAUAUUCUAAACUUUACUCUUAACCCCCUGAAAGCCUUUAGGAGUUAUGUGUGUGUUUGGAUGUUUUUCUUUACAUAAUAAAGCUCCACUGUUUUAUA